AAUUCUUUCAGAUUAGACCCGCCUUGUUUGGUUUAUAAGGAUUACAUGCUUUCUCAAGCAAUAAUUGGGGUCAUUUUUCUCAGGUGAACGGUGAAAGAAUACAUUUAGAAUAAACUCUUUAUUGGGAGCUUAUCAAAACAAACUCAGCUGAAAUAAGUCUAAGAUACAAGGACGUAAAAGGACUAUUUUGAUGGAAAGUUUUGUGUUUUUAUAGGCCAUGAGUCAUAGGGACUUUCUACAGGAAGUGCAGCUGUGCAGUUAUCUUACACCAUUAGUUUGCUUUUACAAAGAGUGAUUAAUACAAGAGCACAAAGACAGAAGAACAUGAAUUAUUACGUUUAAGUAAGAAUUGUGAAUUUGAGAAUUCAUAAAAACAAUUCAUAAGAAAAAUCUUAAAGCUUAAUUUGAUAUGUUACAAAAUCAAGACAGCUAAGUAGAUUUCUGAAUAGUUCGGGGAAAAUAAGUAUUUAUUUUUGCCGAUUUACUUAUAAAGAAUGGAGAGGUUUGUAAAUAUUAUGGUAAGUACACCUCAGCUGUAAGAGACAGGAUUUGAAAAGUCCAAGAAAUCACGUUGUGUAAUUUUCAAAUAAUUAAUUUCAAUUGUAUUGCAUGAAAUCAGUAUUUGAUCACCUGCCCUGCUGUCCUCCACUCAUUACCUCUAUUAAUUGCACCUGUUUGAACUCCUUACUUGUAUAAAAGACACCCAGCCCUGACACCAGGGACAAAACUGGUGUCAAAGACUGGGGUGGGCUACACUGAAAGCAAGCAGCUUGGUAAAAAGGAAAUUAUUAGAAAAGCUCCAUGGGACUGAGGCUUGUUGCAAGAUCUCGCCUCUUGCGAGUAUCAAGGAUUGUGAAAAAGGUGAGGAAUCAACCCAGAAGUACACAGGCGGACCUGAUCAGUGACCUGAAGAGAGAUGGCCCACAAUCUCAAAGGUUACUAUUGCAGGAUGAGGAUGGAUGGCCCAUGUAUUGUGAGAUUUUUUUUUUUAGAUUUAAAAGUGAACUAAAAUCCCUGCUGUAGUGUGUCACACCUGGUUUUCGGACAACUAUGGAAAAUAGCUGUGGACAACAACUGUUGGUCAAAUAGUUAGCCAGGGUUGUUAAUCCUGUAAAUGUAAAACAUUUCUGUACAAAACAUUGUUCUAUUUUUCUAUUGUGUCAAAUACUUAUUUCAUAAAAAAAGCAAAUUAAUUAUUUAGAAAUCAUACAAUGUGAUUUUUUAAAGAUUCUGCCUCAUAGUUGAGUUGUACCUACAAUGAAAAUUACAGACCUCUUUUUUUAUAAGAACAUUUUAAAAAUCUGCAGUAUAUCAAUAUCAAUAUCCAACACUGUAUAUAACUCAUACGUGAGACAAUACUUACGGGUUAUAGGGUAAUGCUUAGUGUUGUAAAAUAUAAGUACUUAAAUUUUUUUUUAUAUUGUUCAAAUUAAAUAUUUUUGUCAAUAUUUCAGAUAGUGAAACUCAUAUAGAUUCAUGAUACAGAGUUAAAGCCUUUAUUUUUUGUAAUUCUGGUGAUUAUGGCUCACUGACAAUGAAAACCACAAAAUUCAGUGUCAGAAAAUUAGAAUGUGAAAUAUUUAUUACAUAGAAAGUUCUAUGGAAGGAAGAAAUGUGGUAGGAAAAACUUGCACCAGCAACAAAUAUAGGAUUACAAGCAGGGGCGGUCUCAGCCUGUUUGGCACUCUGGCACCUUUACUGCAGAACCUCCUCAGGGUCCCAGAGUCUGGGUGAAGAGUGCAGAAGAACAGCAUCCAUGUUACUUGAAGUCUAGAGUGAAGUUGUUCCAGAGUUAACGCAGUCAUCUACCAGGACAUCUUACAGCACUUUAUGCAUUCUUCUGCUGCAAGGAACGAGAUGAGGAAAUACACUAGCCUAUUUUCCCACAAAAGAGUUUUGCAACAGUUGGAGGCUCAGCUUCAAGACGGGAGAGAGGUCAACCUGAGGUCACAAGGGUUUAAGCAAAUUAAUUUACAUUAUUCUCAAAAUUGAUGUUCGCAGCAAUUUUGUUUACCAGGUAUAUGGAUUGUGGGUGUCCUUUGCACCAGUGGAGGGAUCACUAAUUUACAACCAGUUUAUUGCACCAAAAUUUCUCAGAACAUCAGCUUUAGGAAAUGAUAGUUUAACUUGAUUUGAUUAUUUAAAAUAUACACAUAUAUUUUCUGCUUUCCUCUCAGCUGCUGAAGUGAAUUAAGUUGUGUCCUGUUCCUCCUGACAGCAGUAAAGUAUCUGGGUGCUUGAGUUCAACAAACUUUAGGAGGCUUUGACAGGUUGUGUUAUGUUAAUGUACAUCACCCUAGGGAAGGGGUGUGUGUUGUGAAAACUGGCAUUAAGUGAUGAGAUCUUUCCAGGUUAACACAAAAAACAGAUCAUAAAAACCUGGGAGACAUAAGUAAUCUUGUAUUUUGAUUUAUUGAUGAUUAUACAAAGAGUUUGAUGUAAUGAAAUGUGAAUCAAGGGAUGAAUAAAAUGAUGACUUGAAAGUUGAUAAUAAAGUUAGACACAGACGAUUUUUAAAAGAGGUUAUGUUGAAGAAUCAAAUUAGAAGGUAAUCGUGUUUAAUGUUUUAUGAUGACCAUAAAACAUAAAUAGAAUAAAAGCAUAAAUAGAAUUGUAACUGGAGUAGCCAUACAUUGUUUGGAGCAUAAGGACAUGUAAUUCCCAGAAUGUGUUAUAAUUAGAACAGAAUUCAGGGUCAAUAAAUGGUCUGAGGGGAAUUCCAAAAAGAGGAAUUGAUAAUUUUGUAUGUUGAUUCAUUGAUGAUUAAAAAAGUUAGUUGAUCGAGUAAUGAAAUACAUGGUGAAUAAAAUGAUGAAUUAAAGGUUAAUAAUAGAAUUGAAAUCAAAUGUUUAUUAAAGGGAGUAAUGUUUGAAAGAGUACAUUAAAGGAUGUUUAUGUUUAAUGUUUAUGAUAAUCAUGCAGCAUAUAUAGGAAUGUAAUUGAAAUAAUCAAACAGUGUGUUAGGCACAGAGGCAGGGAAAAGACAUGCCUGGACAUGUCUUACAGAAGAUUCCAUAAAAGGAAGUCUGGGAAAAAGAAGAAACCAGAAGGUCAGAAGACAAAAAAACAAAAGGGGAAGCGGAUAGGGCUUUGACCAAGUAUGGGGAUGUUUGGGACUUUCCAUGAAGUAAUUGAAUGCUUGAGAAGUCACGUACGCCAUCUCCCCAUACAAAGUCAUGGGUUGAAAGGGUAUAUAAGACCAUGGAAAACAAGAAGAGAAGUUCUUUGUCUCUGGUGCAGAAGUCAAGGCAACACAAGGAUGCAAAGAGAAGAUCAGCAGAUGACCGCACCCUGGAGCCACGGGGAAGUAAUGACUCUGCAGGGCUAGACAGAGACAAGACCCAUCAUCCCUCAAUCCCUGGUUCCUGAUUCGACCUCCUGCUCUGCGCUCAACCCAAAGAUUUCAAGGCUGUUGCAACGGACUUGGGGAUCAGACGAAGAUCACAGUAGUGAUGAAGAACUGAGUGCUCGGAAGACAACUGGUUCUGCUUUGCUUCUAAUCUAAGUGGGAUUUUGCUGUACAUGGACAAGCCUCAGACCAAGGACACUGGAACCUUCCGUUGCUGAGAUAAUUUACCAUCUGGGUAUGAGUAGAACUGCUUCCCAAAGCCUCUUUUAGUAAAUUAGUGACACAGUUUAGGGAAAGAAGUUAGGAAAUUAUUAAGGUGAUUUUACUCAAAUAGAUUUUUACUUUUAUUUUGUAAUCAUUGAUAAUUAAACUGUCAUUUACCCCCGCUAAACGCUUGCUUAAUAAAGAUGCAUUAAAAUUCGAAUAAGGAUUGUGGACAGUGAAAUUAAUUGAGUCAGUUGUCAUUUUAUGGUUCUUCUAGUUAAUGUAAAACCCAUGAACAUGUUUCUAGAAAUGUGGUGGCUUCAGAAAUCCCUUUAGUGUUGAUAAAAUAAUGACCUUGGGGCUCAUGCCGAGCCACUAAAAACUAACUAGUCUGUAACAAGUGCACGUCGUUGAUGGAGGGAGCGCUACCGUCAACAAGAGUGGUUGUUGGAAGUUAUGCGGUUGUGAGGGCAACUCAGCUGAUUGCUUCUUAACUGAAAAAGGUCACAACUCCUGGACUGUAGGUAGUUAAAGGCUAGUUGAAUCUCCCUCGACACCAGCUUAGACAGAUCAUCUCUCCCAGACCUGCUUCAGGGCAAUACUCGAAGGUUUAGAGAUUUUCCGGACCCGUUAGACAGAGAGCUGGUCAGCAGUCAGUCCAUGGAGGUUGUGAGGUUUAGGGCGGGGCUGGCUAUUGCGUAACAACACCCAGGGCUCUAGCUCCACGCCCUUAAAAGAAAUCCAUUGCAAAUUGUCAUAUGGUGCAUUUAUGCAUAAUUAAUGCAAAAGGAGGUUUAAUCAACUGCUUUGUGCUUGGGAAUUUAAAUACUUUUCAGUAGUCAUGCAUUUCUGUUUAAAUUAUUAAUGUGAUCUUGUGCAACAUUCUUAUUUAUGACACAUUAAAUUGUGGAUUCUUUUAAAGCCAUAAUCAUCAAACUUACAAGAUACAAGGGUUUGAAAUAUUUCACUUAGUGUGUGAUGAAUCUACAUGACGUAUUAGUUUAACUUUUUCAUGAUAUUGUAAUUUGAAUGUAGUGUAGUUCACACUCCAUCCGCUGGGAGGCAGCGAUGAGUUACACGGCACCUCAGAGUAAAUAAAAGGGAGGAAACCUGGGGGCUGACGAUCAGUCCGAGGCAGAGAUGAGGCAGGAAGAGCAGGCAGAGCUCACAAAGUUAUGGAUAAGUUGAAACUGGAUUUCAUCUUUUAAACCCUUUAAAAUUCUAGGACACGUAGGCAUGCUAUGUAAGUAUUAAUAGACACGUCAUGGUUGCAUAACUAUUUUUUUUCCUCUCUCCUAGAUAUUCCCGCCCUUACCUUCUUUGUGUUUCCUGUGGCGUCUUCCUUCACGUUAAAGCUUCACAAAUAACACGUGUGUUCUCAACUUUUUCACCAGAGCCUUCUAAAUUUACAGACAACACCCAGCCUGCAGGAAGGACAGAAUGAGCACGAUCCUCAGACUGGAAGGCCUGGACGUGAAGGCAGGCACUGAAGAUAUACGGACCUUCUUUCAGUCCCUGCACAUACCUGAUGGAGGGGUUUACAUUAUGGGAGGACAUCUCGGCGAGGCUUUUAUUUCGUUUACCACUGUAAGUGAUGCACAGGCUGCUUUGCUGCGCAGUGGGAAUUUUCUCAAAGGCUCCAUGGUGACCCUGCACAUCAGCAGUAUGGAAGAGAUAGAGCAGAAAUUCGAGGAGUCCUUAAAUAGCAAGAAAACUUCGCUCACUGUAAGAAAACCUCAUCCACGUUCAGCUGAAAAUGAAAUGUCAAGACAACAUAAGACUAAAAAUGGCAAUGUUAAGUCCAAAUCCAGCUCGCAUGACGUUUACCUGACUAAGGUGAAGCCCAAAUCCAGACCUCAUGGCAUUAAUAUAUUGAGGCCCAAAUCCAGAUUACAUGAGGACAUGACUAGAUUGAAGCCAAAAUCCAGACCACAUGAUGUUAACAUGAUGACGAAGCACAAAUCUAGGCUGCGUGAUGUUGAUAUGAUCAAGGUGACGCCUAAAUCCAGGCCGCAUGGUGAUAAUACUUCAGUUUCAUCUUCAGCUGCAUUUCCAGUUGAUCCUGAUCCUGCUGAUCUGCCAGCUUCUAAUGCACAACUAUUGGAUACUGAUGCUUUUUUUCUUGGAGUCUGUAGUGUCCUUCACAGACUCCAAUCAACUCAAACGGUGCCAAAAUUUGAGUUUCCCCACGUUGACAGCGCAACUUCCUCUGAAGCGGUCAGAAAUCCAGAACAUACACUGGACUUGAGGCCAGGUUAUGUUCGGCUAUUUGGGCUGCCAGCUUCAAUUACUAAAGAAGACAUCUGCAAGUUUUUCAAAGGAUUACGUGUAGAAGACGUUAUAGUUGAUGUCGAAUUGGGAAUCAGUCGUGGCUGCCUUGUUAAGUUUGCAGAUAUGCAAGAUGCAUCUGAUGCUCUUGGCUUCAACCAACAGAUGCUGGGCUCCAUUCCUGUGGAAGUACGUGGAGCAGAAGAAAAACUGUGGGUCAGAGCUCUUCAGGAAUGUAGUAAGGUUUUUGAUGACAGGUCAAAGUGUAAACAUGAAAGAUCUCCAACGGAAAAGGCACACUAUGAAAGAAGAUCUGUUGUUUCCCAUAAGAGGACAUCUGAUCAAGUUCCGUUUAAACCAUUAAAACACCCAAAACUUGAUGCGGAACCCAAUGCUUCAUUAUCAAGACCCUCGGAGUACACAGUCAUGGUCAGAAACCUGCCAAAAAACAUGACCAAGACUGACAUAAAAGAGCUUUUCAGAUGCCAAAACCUACCGCACAAAAAUGUGCUUCAUCUGCUUGACGAAACAAACAAUAUCACUGACACAGCUUUUCUGAGUUUUAACAGUACCGAGGACUUUGACUACGCCAUUAAUCUCUCUGGCUGCCAUGGUGGCUCUGGUGCCAUUGAGGUUACAUCAAUCACCAAGGAGCUCAUGUGGAAAAUGAUAGCCAAAAACCACCCCAGAAACCAAAGGACUGGUCCGACUGAUCCAAGAUUACAACGCAGCUUCAGAAAGCCAGAGCCAGUGCAAACCGACGCACCGCAGAGAGAAAGUCUAAAUGAGACGGGUCAGCGGUACAUUUUUAUUAGGAACAUGCCUGCAACUGUCAAGAAAAGUCAAAUCAGGAGCCUGUUCUGUAAAUUCAGUCUGAGUUUGGAUGACAUAAUGUUACUACAUGAUAGAGAGGGCUAUGGCUCAGGUGAGGCUGUUGUUAAGUUUGAAUCUGAACAGCAGGUCACACAGGCACAGAGGUUGCACGGCGAAGAGUUCCUGGGGUCAAACGUGCUUCUCACCCCCAUAAAUGAGAAGCAAAUGAAGAACAUUUUGGUGAACACCUGAAGAUUGUUUUGCCUGAAAAUCAAUUUCAGCUGCGCUUGACUGCGGAGGUUUCUAGUUUGCAUUAAAGGUUUUUUUUAUUUCAAGA
Molecule: messenger RNA, 6971 nt
Organism: Xiphophorus couchianus (Monterrey platyfish)
Lineage: Eukaryota; Metazoa; Chordata; Actinopteri; Cyprinodontiformes; Poeciliidae
Gene: rbm12ba
Product: RNA binding motif protein 12Ba
Exons: 2
Coding region: 4994-6886 (630 amino acids)
Molecular function (GO): RNA binding
Source: RefSeq, a predicted model, not a curated record